Messenger RNA from Clonostachys rhizophaga, 1077 nucleotides. The record is from the annotation of a GenBank genome assembly. NCBI's taxonomy places the organism in Eukaryota, Fungi, Ascomycota, Sordariomycetes, Hypocreales, Bionectriaceae.
AUGACGACGCCGACACCGGCUAUGCUCGCGGCGGUACAGUCUUGCACCUUGCGAGAUGACGUUGUCCAAGAGGAUGCCUCUACUAAUGAUCUCGAGUCCCACUGCGCGGCACUGGCAGGUAAAGAAGCAGGAUUGUUUGUUCUUUCGGGAACCAUGGGCAAUCAGUUGGCGUUGCGUACGAACCUUACCCAGCCACCUCACGGGGUUCUGUGUGAUCACCGGUCGCAUAUUGUGCAAUAUGAAGCAGGCGGCGUUGCUGUAUUAUGCGGCGCUUUGGUCAAGACUGUCGUUCCCAGCAAUGGUAUCCACCUCACUCUCGAGGAUAUUCAAGCCAAUGUAGUGUUGAGUGACGACGUUCACGCUUGUCCGACAAGGCUUAUCAGUCUUGAGAACACUCUGAAUGGCAUGAUAAUGCCGUUGGAUGAGGUUCGCCGCAUCUCAAAGUUUGCACGAGAGAACGGUAUCAAGAUCCACUGCGAUGGUGCCCGGCUCUGGGAAGCUGUAGCGGCAGGGGCAGGCUCGCUCCCUGAGUUUUGUUCACAUUUUGAUACUGUCAGUCUUUGCUUUUCCAAGGGUCUCGGGGCGCCCGUCGGGAGUGUUUUAGUGGGUACAAAAGAAGCAAUAAAACACUCCCGUUGGGUUCGCAAGUCCAUCGGGGGCGGUCUCCGGCAGCCGGGAAUGAUCACUGCAGCAGCUCGGGUUGCCGUUGACAAGACCUUUGGGACAAAACCAGACGGAAGUGAUGGGCUGCUCAAGCAUACCCACGCGUUCGCGAAGAGGGUCGAGUCUCUCUGGAGAAGCUAUGGUGGUGAGCUCGUUCACCCAGCUCAGACCAACAUGGUCUGGCUUGACAUCGACGCGGCUGGCUGCAGUGUCAAGCGUUUCAUCGAGCUGGGUGAAAAAUUCGGGCUCUCAUUAUGGGGCGGGAGGCUCGUGCUACACUAUCAGGUUGCACAAAAAGGUGACGAGGUGCUCCAACGGCUGGACAAGAUCUUUGCCCAGGUGUUUCAGGACAGCAGCAAAGAAUCACUCAAGCCUCGAAUCGGCGAAGCUAGCAUGUACGCAUCUAAACUUUGA